AUGGGCUGGUUUGCCAGGAUUGUCUGUCUUUUCUGGGGAGUAGUACUUACAGCAAGAGCAAACUAUCAAAAUGGGAAGAACAAUGUGCCAAGGCUGAAAUUAUCCUACAAAGAAAUGUUGGAAUCCAACAAUGUGAUCACUUUCAAUGGCUUGGCCAACAGCUCCAGUUAUCAUACCUUCCUUUUGGAUGAGGAACGGAGUAGGCUGUAUGUUGGAGCAAAGGAUCACAUAUUUUCAUUCAACCUGGUUAAUAUCAAGGAUUUUCAAAAGAUUGUGUGGCCAGUAUCUUAUACCAGAAGGGAUGAAUGCAAGUGGGCUGGAAAAGAUAUCCUGAAAGAAUGUGCUAAUUUCAUCAAGGUGCUUAAGGCUUAUAAUCAGACUCACUUGUACGCCUGUGGAACUGGGGCUUUUCAUCCAAUUUGCACCUACAUUGAAAUUGGACAUCAUCCUGAGGAUAACACUUUUAAGCUGGAGGACUCACAUUUUGAAAAUGGCCGUGGGAAGAGUCCAUAUGACCCUAAACUGCUGACGGCAUCUCUUUUAAUAGAUGGAGAACUAUACUCUGGGACUGCAGCUGACUUUAUGGGGCGAGAUUUUGCUAUCUUCAGAACUCUUGGACACCACCACCCAAUCAGAACGGAGCAGCAUGAUUCCAGGUGGCUCAACGAUCCAAGGUUCAUUAGUGCCCACCUCAUCCCAGAAAGUGACAACCCUGAAGACGACAAAGUAUAUUUUUUCUUCCGUGAAAAUGCGAUAGAUGGAGAACACACUGGAAAAGCCACUCAUGCUAGAAUAGGUCAGAUAUGCAAGAAUGACUUUGGGGGUCACAGAAGUCUGGUGAACAAGUGGACAACAUUCCUCAAAGCCCGACUUAUUUGCUCAGUGCCAGGACCAAAUGGCAUUGACACUCAUUUUGAUGAAUUGCAGGAUGUAUUCCUUAUGAAUUCUAAAGAUCCUAAGAAUCCAAUUGUCUAUGGGGUGUUUACAACUUCCAGUAACAUCUUCAAGGGGUCCGCUGUGUGUAUGUAUAGCAUGAGUGAUGUGAGAAGGGUGUUCCUUGGUCCAUAUGCUCACAGGGAUGGUCCCAACUAUCAGUGGGUGCCUUACCAAGGAAGAGUCCCUUACCCACGACCAGGAACUUGUCCCAGUAAAACGUUUGGUGGGUUUGACUCUACAAAAGACCUUCCUGAUGAUGUGAUAACAUUUGCAAGAAGUCAUCCUGCUAUGUACAAUCCAGUGUUUCCUAUUAAUAACCGGCCAAUAAUGAUCAAAACAGAUGUCAAUUAUCAAUUUACACAAAUUGUGGUAGAUCGAGUGGAUGCAGAAGAUGGCCAAUAUGAUGUUAUGUUUAUUGGAACAGAUGUUGGGACCGUUCUUAAAGUAGUUUCAAUUCCUAAGGAGACUUGGCAUGAUUUAGAAGAAGUUCUGCUGGAAGAAAUGACAGUUUUUCGGGAGCCAACUACUAUUUCAGCAAUGGAGCUUUCCACUAAGCAGCAACAACUUUAUAUUGGUUCCACCACCGGGGUUGCCCAGCUCCCUCUACACCGAUGCGAUAUUUAUGGGAAAGCAUGUGCGGAGUGCUGCCUUGCCCGAGACCCUUACUGUGCCUGGGAUGGCUCUUCAUGCUCUCGCUAUUUUCCCACUGCAAAGAGACGCACAAGACGACAAGAUAUAAGAAACGGAGACCCGUUGACUCAUUGUUCAGACCUACAACACCAUGAUAAUCACCAUGGCCACAGCUUUGAAGAAAGAAUCAUCUAUGGAGUAGAAAAUAGUAGCACGUUCCUGGAAUGCAGUCCAAAAUCACAGCGAGCUCUGGUCUAUUGGCAAUUCCAGAGGAGAAAUGAAGAGCGAAAAGAAGAGAUCAGAGUGGAUGAUCACAUCAUCAGGACAGAACAAGGCCUUCUACUGCGUAGUCUACAGCGGAAGGAUUCGGGCACUUACCUCUGCCAUGCCGUGGAACACGGGUUCAUGCAAACUCUUCUUAAAGUGACCCUGGAAGUCAUCGACACAGAGCAUUUGGAAGAGCUUCUUCAUAAAGAUGAUGACGGAGAUGGCUCUAAGACCAAAGAAAUGUCCAACAGCAUGACACCUAGCCAAAAGGUCUGGUACAGAGACUUCAUGCAGCUCAUCAACCACCCCAACCUGAACACAAUGGAUGAGUUCUGUGAACAAGUGUGGAAAAGGGACCGAAAACAACGUCGGCAAAGGCCAGGACAUGCCCAAGGGAACAGCAACAAAUGGAAGCACUUGCAGGAAAAUAAGAAAGGUAGAAACAGGCGGACCCACGAAUUUGAGAGGGCACCCAGGAGUGUCUGAGCUGCGUUACCUCUAGAAACCUCAAACACAUAGAAACUUGCCUAGACAAUAACUGGAAAAAAAAAUGCAAUAUACAUGAACCUUUUUCAUGGCAUUAUGUGGAUGUUUACAAUGGUGGGAAUUGCAACUGAGUUCCACCAAUUAUAAAUUAAGUCCAUGAGUAAUUUUCCUAACAGGCUUUCCUCCUAAUACCAACACCGAAUAGGGGUCAGGUGAACGCAGAUGUUCACUUUAGCAGACUUAAUGUUUCCUAUGAGAUUUCAUUGUACAGGUUUCGCUUUCUUCUUUGCCUGAGAAAUAAAAAUGUCAUUUGCCAUAUUGCCAUCUAAAGAAGAAAAACUGCAUCAGCAAAGCCAUUUUAUUGAACUAAAAGUUUAAAAUAAACUGCAUGGAUUUAUGAAGCUGAUGAAUAUUCCAAAAUAUAGUUGGAUUCAAGGAUAUUUUUUGUCUACCAGCACUUGUGUUUAUAUGUACUGGAGGAGUAAAAUGAGACUGAAUGAAAUGGUCUGUGGAAGUAUAAAAAACAUAAACCAUCCAUCAUCCAGAAGAAAAAUGGAAUACACUGAUCUACUACUGAUGUCUUCUUUCAGCUUUGAUCUAAAGAUGUAUUUUAUUAAAACUAUAAUUUAAAUGUACCAUGACAAAUAUGCAGUAAAAAUUAGCUCUUUUCUAAGCUAGAGUAGGUUUUUGUCUUAUACUUACUGUGCUCUAUAGUUUUUGUUUUACAAAUUCCAAUUGUGUGCUGCUUUUUCCCCCGACAUUGUGUUUUUAGUUCUGCAAGAGGGAUAGCCGAUAUUGCUCAAGAAACACGUAAACGUCAUUAACAGUUGAUUCCUAAAGCCUGGACCUAAAUUAUGCUUUAUUUCUCUGAGGAAUUCAAACAAAUAACACCCCCUUCUUUAAGCAUGAUCGAAAUUAAUUUUAACUUGCAUAAUGUUCUUAGAAAAACCAGAACGUGUAACCAAAAAAAAAAGAGAAGAAACAAUUCGAUUUGUUCAAUGCAUUGUGUUGUAUCUAAUGGAUCAAUAAGGAGAAAAGGAACUGCAUAUUCCAUGAAAAUAAUAAGCAUUGUUUUAAUAUAGCUUUAACAGAAAAUCUCAGUUCUGGGCUUGAAAACCUGCAUGAUAUUUGAGACAUAAAAACUCUCAUUAUUCCUUUAGGAAUUACAUAUGUGUCACUUAAUUUUCUUGAAAAAGAGAGAUCAGUAAUAUUCAGAAGAACAUCUUAAAAGCAAAUUUCCCAACUCUGUUUAUAUUUGUAUCAGCUGUCUCUUACCUCACCUUGUUUAAAACAAUGAUCUGUCUUACAGUGAUCAUUCCGAUUCGUUUCAUGUUGAUGGGAGCAACUUUGAUACAAACUGUUUCCCAGGACACAACUCUCACUUAAAACAUGUAAAGCUUUUUGUUUCCUGCAACAACUUAUAAAAUAAGGUAAAAGCUGUCAAUAAAGGCCUUGCCUCUUCCCUCGUCCUAACAUGA
This is a messenger RNA of Hyaena hyaena (striped hyena), 3797 nucleotides long. It is a transcript of the gene SEMA3A, whose product is annotated as semaphorin 3A. Bases 1 to 2319 code for a protein of 772 amino acids. Gene Ontology annotation, molecular function: chemorepellent activity; neuropilin binding; semaphorin receptor binding. The transcript is spliced from 17 exons. Lineage: Eukaryota; Metazoa; Chordata; Mammalia; Carnivora; Hyaenidae. The record is from RefSeq and is a predicted model, not a curated record. Gene Ontology annotation, biological process: negative regulation of axon extension involved in axon guidance; positive regulation of neuron migration; neural crest cell migration.